This is a messenger RNA of Diospyros lotus (date-plum), 4288 nucleotides long. Its product is annotated as putative disease resistance protein At4g19050. NCBI's taxonomy places the organism in Eukaryota, Viridiplantae, Streptophyta, Magnoliopsida, Ericales, Ebenaceae. Bases 732 to 4091 code for a protein of 1119 amino acids. The record is from RefSeq and is a predicted model, not a curated record. The transcript is spliced from 4 exons. Gene Ontology annotation, molecular function: ADP binding; protein binding.
CUAAAUGAAAAGAAGGGGACAGAAGGCGGGACACGGGGAAAUUGGCCAAACCCCUCUUUCUCCACCGGCAGCCACCCAAACCAACCGACCACCGGCGAAGCCACCAUUCUCCACCGGCGACACAGAAAGUGGGACAAGCUGCUUCCUCCACAAUCCCUUCCCUGACGGCGAGCCGUAGCGCCACCAUUCUUCUCCCGAUAUCGCCAUAGCCACCGCCUCCAAGCUCCCCGUGAAGGCGUCGCCGUCACCGACCUCUCCCUCUCCAUCUCUCUGUGGCAUGGAGGGCCUCCGGAUUCACCUCGAGUGGCCACCGAUGCCCUUUUUCGAUCAACACCGCAAGGCCACUGCUGCUUGACGAUUCAGAUCUGCCUCCUUCUGAUCUCUCUGCUUUCCUCAGUCUCUGCCCCUGCCCCGAUCUCCCUGUUUCUGACAAACCAGUGGUGCUGCUGCGAGCUCAGGUCGGGAGCUAACAUCGGCCACACUCUUGCUCCGACAAGCCGCGACCCCCUUUGGUUAUUGCGAGAGAGAGACGUUAGCCGUUCUGCAGAUUUUGGGGAGAGAGAGAGAGACUUUAAAUAGGGGCAAAAUGGUCAAUUUAUCCCACCGUUAAACCAAUCUGUAAACGCCCAUCUGUACAAAUAGCAUAACUCUUACCAGAAUACCAUCCCAAAGUUGACGACCUUAGAAGAGGAGGUGCUCUUAUUCGUCCAGUGCAGUUUCUUAUAUCUGCAAUGGCCACAAGUACAGUGGUGCAAAGGAAAAAAGAAAUAUUUCAACUGCUAAAAGAUGACAAAGUAAGAAGUAUUAUUCUUUAUGGGGAAGCUGGAGUUGGAAAAACAUGGACAGCUAGACAGAUGGCAAAUCUUGCAAGAAAGAGUGGCAAAAUUGACAUUGCUCUCUGGGUAUUUCUGAGUAGAGAAUAUGACAAUGAUGCUCUUCGUAGCAGUAUUGUUUAUCAGCUGUCCCUACAUUCCAUCACAGGGUUCCUGGAAUCUGAGGACAAUCAACAGCAGAUGCCUGAAUCACUGGAAGGAAAGAAGCUUCUUCUAGUGUUGGAUGAUGAGGGGAGCAAAAUGAGUGAACAACAAAUUUUCAGUCAAUUAGAAACCUUGUUGAAGCUUCCACAACAAAACUACAAAAUUCUAAUCACAACAAGAAACAAUCCCAGCAGUGAUGCUGAGGACAGGAAGAUAAUUGAGGUAAAAUGCUUAUCGGGAGAGGCUGAGGCCAAGGCCUUAUUACACGAAAAACUGGGGCCUGUGGUUUAUGAGGUUCCAUGUAUCAAAGUUUUAGCUGAACAAUUUAUUGACAUUAGCAGACCCUUGCCUGCUGCAAUUAUCCUGAUGGAAAAAGCCAUCAGAUACUUUGCCCAACAGGAUUCUGGGGUUCAGAAGUUGAGACAUUAUCUGGAGGAAACACCUGGCAAUAAAAUCUAUGACACAAGACAGUUGCUGCGUUGUGGAUAUGAUUUGCUGCCCAACGAAAUUUUAAUUGAUUGUUGUUGGAGUGGUAGCCACUUCUUCCAAGUUCGUCAACGCGUGCAUUACAAAGAAUUAAUAGCUUACUGGAUGAUGGAAGGAUAUCUUGGUUGCAUCAAUUCUAUGGACAAGGCUUAUGAGAGGGGACAUCAGGUUUUAUUGGAGCUUAUAGAUUGUCAUAUACUGAGAGAAGUGGAGGUUGAUUAUGUUAUGAUGGACGAAAGAACAACACUGAAUUUGGAUGAUGUAGUCAUGGAAAGGGCAACAAUGAACUCAGAUGACUGCUACCGUCGUGGAUUUGGUGGAACAGCCAAUCUGGGAUUAGCUAAUGUGUUCGGGGAUGGAAACUGGAAAGGCCUUGGGAGACUGACGCUAAAGGAUGGCGCAAUGGAAGCACUUUGUGGUGACAAACAAGCGAAAUUAUGUACUUUACUGUUUGAUGGAAAUUCUCUCCACAGAGUAUUUCCUUCUGAUUUCUUUCAGUCACAACAAGAACUUCAGGUUCUUGCCCUUCUCAACCCCACACUGAGCACAUAUCUUUCCUUGUGCACGAUGCAUGAUCUCUCUGUGCUUGUCCUUAGAUUCUGUCACUUCUUGGAGAAGAUAGACCGGCUAGGGGGCCUAAAAUUUGAAAAGUUGACUGUUCUUGAGAUAUCUGGUCCAAGCUCCAUCAGGCAAUUCCCAGAUGAAUUUUUCAAGAGCAUGCCCGAACUUCAAAGCCUCAACCUAUCCUUCCUGCAAAUUAAAUCAUUACCCUCAUCUGUUUAUGAACUUAGUAAUCUAAGCUGGCUCAUCCUUAGAGAGUGUUGUCAACUAGAAAAAUUGGAACGUUUGACCAAGUGUACAAAACUAAUGGUGCUAGAUCUUUCUGGUGCUAAAUCUCUGGCUCUUAUCUCAGACAAGAAACUUUCUGGUUUUAAGGAACUUCAAGUGCUUAAUCUUUCAGAAACAAAGGUUGCCAAGUUACCACUACUUAAUGGUCUGCAAAAGCUCACUCACCUCUCACUAAGAGGAUGUUUGAUGUUGGAUAGACUCUGUGGCAUUAAUGCUGUAACUUCUCUGCAAGUUCUUGAUCUUUCCAAUGCUAGCAGAUUUAGAGAGUUCCACGAUCAGUCCCUGGCAGGUAUUAAGGGCCUUAAGAUCAUUGAUCUGUCUGCAACUCCAAUUAAGAAUCUUCCAGCUAACAUUGGCAGCCCUCGUCAUCUGUAUUUAAAAGGAUGCCGUGAGCUUGAAACCUUGGAAUGCAUACAAAAAGUGAAAGAUCUUGCGACACUUGAUCUUUCGGACUGCACUUCUUUGAAAGAACUGCAUGCUAAGUCCUUUGAGCACAUGUCUUGUCUUCUAAGGCUUGACCUGUCUGGAACUAAGAUUACUGUGGUCCCCGACCUUUCAAAACUUUGCAACCUCCGUCAUCUCUUGCUGAAAAACUGUAGUGAUUUGAGUGAUGUUCCACAAUUAGGGUCUCUAACAAAACUUGUGGAGCUGAACUUGCAUGGUAUUAGAUCCUUGAGGAGAGCUGAUUUCGUGGAGCACAUGAAUCGGCUUCAGAUUCUUGACCUUUCUGGAACGCAGCUUGAACAGUUACCAUCCAGAUCAAGACUCGAAAACCUUAAUGAGCUUUAUCUGAGAGGUUGUCCAUGCUUAAUAGAAGUGCCAGAUUGGUUGACAAAUCUUCCGGUCCUGGAUCUGCCUGCAACUGGAAUCUCUCUUCUGCCAAACAUGAAGAAUCAGGGAGCUAGUAGCAGCAAUAUAGAGGAGCAAAAUCCUUGUGGCUGGGGCAUCUCUGUUUUGCCAGUUGCAAUAGUUGACGGUAAUGAGCAACCUUCUGCAUCUUUUAAUGGUUCUCAAUUUCAACAACUUGUAAAGAAAGACCCCUCAUUGUGGCAGAAAGAUUAUGCACAAUUCCAUUUCGUUGUUCAUCCCAUUGAGGUGCAAGAUAGAAAAGUAAUUGUCUCUUUGUCGAGAGAUGAUUUUGUUUUCAGAGAUACUUACCUAAGAACAAAACAUUUUUAUGAUUUUCAAAUGCUACGGUCAACAGAGAUCCAUGGAUUCCAUGAUUUCCCCGAAGGCCUUGAAGAUGUUCUGUGUCAUACCGACUCUGUAUUUCUGGUCGAUAAUGUUUUAAAAAGCUUAUUAUCCAAUUUAGGGGCAUCAAACCUUGAGCAACUGAAAGGCUGUUGGAUAGAAAGGUGCAGAGAGAUGGAGAGUGUUUUCUGUGAACAGGAGGAAGGAGAGAUUAUGAAACUGAAAAAUUUAGAGGUCUUAUGGGUUUCCAGUACUGGUAAUCUCAAGCAUAUAUACUGUGGGAACUGGCAAACAGGCACCUUCCAAAACCUUAAGCAUCUGUAUCUAGAUGGUUGUCCAAAGCUAUCAACUAUUUUCUCUUCUCCCCAGGUGCCAACAAACCUUCAAGUUUUUCAUAUUAAGUUUUGUGACGAAUUGGAGGCUGUACUUGAACAAGAAUCAGCAGAAUCUAAGUUCCCUAACUUAGUGACCCUGUAUCUGUGGGAACUGCCAAAAUUGAAGACAAUUGGAUGUCCCUUGCCAUCUUCGACAACUGAGAUAAUAUGGGCAUGCCCAAAACUAGAAAAGUUUGGGGAGAAUGUUAAUUGAUAGAUCGUAUGGAUUUCCAAUUUCAGUGAUUUUGAAUUGUUAUUUUAGGCCUCUGGAGUAAUACCAAUCACUGUAGAGAUAUUUUAUGCAAGGAUCCCAGCAGGCUCGAGCAACUCUUGCUCAGUGCAGGGGCACACAUGUUUUUUAUGGCUUUCAACAACGAGCGUGCUGGAGCGGCUAAGCAUUCUAUAUUUCAC